AUGAAGACUGAUUUUCUUGUAAUAACCACAUUGGUAUUGUUUGCUUAUCCAAGUUUGGCUUCAAAAGUUGAAGAUGAUAUCAAACCGUUGAUCGAUGCUAAUGUUGAUUUAGACUCGAUGUUUGCGAAAUCGCCGAGUGCGAGUCAAUACAAUUCGGGCUUGUUUCUCAAAGAGUCACGAGAUCAUAUGAAAUAUGUCGCGAGAUGCGCUGAGUCCAUGGGGGGUUCUAAAUGUGAAGACGAAGUCUUAUCUGAGAUCCUUCAAAACAAACCUGCUUCGAAACGUUGUUGUAUCCAAAUGUUGGUAUUUGGCAAAGAAUGUCACACGGAGGUGAACAGGGUACUUCUUGCGACUUAUUAUCUCAAACCAUUUGCUUCUAAAGCUCGUCUCAGGAUUCCCAAAGUUUGGAACAGAUGUUGUUCUUCGAUUGGAGUUUGCGAUGAGCUCUAUUGA
This is a messenger RNA of Arabis nemorensis, 453 nucleotides long. The record is from the annotation of a GenBank genome assembly. NCBI's taxonomy places the organism in Eukaryota, Viridiplantae, Streptophyta, Magnoliopsida, Brassicales, Brassicaceae.